AUGAAUGAUACAAUGAUUGACCAAAUUAUAGCCAACUUACUCCGGAAAACGUUGGAAACACCAAAAUUUUCUCGUAGCAAAGAGGAAAAUGUUACCGAUUGGGUGAAGACGGUAAAAGUUGAAUUCAAGUUGGCAAACUGUCCAGAUUCAGCUGAAGUUACGCGCAUUCACUCAUAUUUAUUUCAUCAACAACACUAUCAAGUACAUUAUGAUCAACACACGUCAAUACCACCGACAAUUACGCCGACAUUACUAGAGUAUGAAGAAUUAGAAUGGCCAGAACAAGGUGAAACAUGGGCUGAUUAUGAGAUAAAAGAACAACGAGAAAGAUUUCAAAAAACACCAAUAAAUGAAUGUGAUAUAUUAAGUAGUGGUAAACAAUUAUCAACAGCAGAAGGAGAAGAAAUCAAUGAUAAAAAACAAGAGCAAUUAGCAAGUGGUGUUAUUGGGACGAUGGAUAAAAGUCAUACUGUUCUAUUGUCAAAAUUAUAUGAGGCAAUGAAACAAUUUCAAGUGAAAAGGAAAUCACCACAAGUAUCAUUGUCGUCGUCGUCAUUAUUACAAUUCGCACGCUCUACUAGUCGUUUAUCAUCCCUAUGCUUCUGUAAUGGUACAAGUGGUGGAAAAGCAUUAUUCACAACAAGUAUUCAGGAUAUUUAUCAAGUAUUAAAUGAUGGUGGCCGUAUGUUCAUCAUAGGUUUAUUGAAACAUGACAUAACGAAUACAUUAGGUAAUACGAACUGGUUAUGCAAUUUACGGCUCCGUGAGCGGCAAAAGGUUUUAAAAAAAGAAGAGAUGUUAAUCGCAUUUAUGUUAGGUUCCCGGGUAAACUAA
This is a messenger RNA of Didymodactylos carnosus, 834 nucleotides long. NCBI's taxonomy places the organism in Eukaryota, Metazoa, Rotifera, Eurotatoria, Philodinida, Philodinidae. The record is from the annotation of a GenBank genome assembly.